This is a messenger RNA of Alternaria arbusti, 2706 nucleotides long. RefSeq lists its product as uncharacterized. Lineage: Eukaryota; Fungi; Ascomycota; Dothideomycetes; Pleosporales; Pleosporaceae. The record is from RefSeq and is a predicted model, not a curated record. The transcript has 4 exons. Bases 1 to 2706 code for a protein of 901 amino acids.
AUGCUCUGUGAUGGUAUGGGCAUGUGUAGAUCUCCAAGCUGCAAGGACAUUAGCACGAGGCACACUCCCGCUGAACAACGAGCAGUCAUGUUGUUCUUCGAGUUCGUCUCUGGUCUCGACCAUUCCUUUCACAUCACCAGCGAAGCUCUCCAGGAUCAUUACAGGCACAUUCUCGAAGACAUCGAUGCCCUUACGAGGUGGUUCACAUAUGCAGACGAACAACAAGACGCCGCGGUCAAGAAGGAUGAGAAGAAGAAGAAGGCACUAGCUGCUAUGGAGUUGGCGUUCGGAAUCAUCACGGCAGUCUUUCAACUAUUCACCACAGCCGCCAAUAUGGCGAACUACAGACCCGACGUAAUCACCAAUUGGGUAAAGAAAGUCUCUUUGUUCAACAGAACGGCUUCGAGGUGGCAGCGAACUUUGGAAUCGACGGCCAAAAAGCUGCCAAAAGGAUUCGCGAAAGUGUCGGGGUUCAAACAUUGGGCAAGUCGGAGGACGCCGAAACCGAACGACGAUGGUACACCUGGGGAGGCAUAUGGUCUGCUCAUGCCCAAAACGAUCGAGAACGCUCAGAAGUUGUGGACCAUCACCAGUGGGGGCUGGCUAGGUUCGCAAGCUUUGACCAAAGAGGUAGUCAAAAAGAUUGACCACAAGAAGGAUUUGAAAGGGUAUGACAAAACCCUAGAAGCCGUACGCGCAGCACUCGCCGAUAUCGACAGCAACGCAGUCGAAGAAGCCCGAGAUGGAAUGGCAAUCCUCGCGUCGGGCUACAGAAGUCGCAAUGGCCACGAUAUCGUCGAACUCUUCGCCAAGGAUUUCUUCUACGGCGCCAACGUCCACUUCCGAUCCUAUGUCGACUUCGUGAUCGGAAUGAAGUCUUACGCAACCAUCAUAAGCGCUUUGUGGAAAACCGAAGGCGUAUAUGUCGUCGCGAGCUGGGCUAAACCCGGCGGUGACUGCGACCAAGACGACCGUGGACCAGCCGAAAACAAGAUCUGCCUCGAAGAACGCCCCGACAGGUCGUACUGGGUGUACGCAAUGACGAACUGUAAGGACAAAAAGAUGCGCAGUCCACCCGGAUGGGAGUAUCUCAACAGUGAAGAAGGCUUCCACGGCCUCUUCGCUAGCGACGUGGUCCGAUCUGCUCUUUAUAAAGACGAGGUCUACUGGCCGAACCGAAAGAAGGAGGAACACGACAGUAACUCCACAGGUUCAGCAUCUUGCCCAUCAGUCAACAACGAUCAGAUGCAGAAUGUGACUGCCCCGGAACCGGUGAAUUUGGAUGGCCAGGGACCACCGGACACGAAUAUGACGAGUUCAUCAGGCUCAAACUCUACCCACUUUCCAGGAGAGGUAGAUUAUCUGGAUGACUACGGAAACGCCCCCGACGGCUUCGACAUUGCAGUGUGUUACAGCUGGGACGGCGAAGCCAUCUCUAGCACCGGCAGCACGGACAACCAGAACGCGCCUUGCCAAUGCGAUCCCAUGAACCCCACAUACAAGGCGUCGUGGGCUGCACCCACCAACUGGACAAUGGCAGCGACCAAGCACUUCAUCAAAGACAGCGGCUUAUACAACUUCGACAACUUCGGCAAGAAGUGCCACGACUGCGAAAGGAUGGACACUAGCUGGAAGGCAUUGCUAGAAGUUGACGACGAGGAGAAACCACCGAAGCAUAUGAAGAAGGCCUGGUUUGGCGGCUGCGACCCUAACCAUCACAAAUCGCAUCCGCUGGGACCGAAACAGCUUACUCAGCCUAAAUCGAACUCGACCAACUCAUCAUCUGUACCGCCAGGUUGCGAACCAACGCAAGCGCCGACACCCACUCGAGAGCCCAUCAUGCAAGUUACCACCCAACUGCUUCACGAGGAGACACGCUAUCCGAAGAAUACGCCCAAGAACAUAACGUCGCAAGGCGCAUGCAACGGGCCAUACUGCAUCGUGGAUGUCGUCUACGAGAUCCAGGAGUCACACUUCAACUACACCAUCGACUCCUCUGUCCGAAACGGCGAGCACGGCUGUGAUCCCGGCGACAACAAGUGCAUUGAGCAAUCUGCCCAUGACAUAUGCGAUUUCAUCGAUGAUGAUGAAGAUGAUGAAGAAGCCAAGGCUAAGGAGGACGCGGAAUGGGAUCGAGAAGAGGUCGGUCCAGACGACGACGAGUACGAGGACUUCAUCCAGGAGGACCCCAAAGGCAACGGCACAACCCCAGGUAACGACAAGACCCAAAACGACGGCACAACUCCCGGCGACAACGGCGUUCCAAACAACGGCACCUCCCCCGACAGCCAAGACAAGAAGAAACCCGACAACGAAGCCAUGAAAGCCUUCAAAGCAUGGCUCAAGAUGCACGACAAACGACAAUCAUGUGUGUGCGGCGGAAACGGCAAGAACGGCCAACACGGCAUCCAUUGUUUCCCAGGACCUGUCGCCACGAGAACCACCACGAUCAAGGGCCGCAUGAGCCAGACAGCCAAUCCGUUGAGUCCUUUAGCUGCUACACCCACUGGAGCCAGAGGUGGAAGUGCGGCUGCAAGUGGGACUGGCAAUGUGGUGACCAACGUUGUCGCCACGAGUGAUGUGUGGGUCGACGCGCGAGAAAUAUCUGUUGAGAUGCCGAGUCUGGGGACGCCUACGGAGACGGCGAUGUUUCUGACGGGUAGCUACGCUUCGAUCGCUACGUAUGGGGCGGGGGGUAUGGACUGA